Molecule: messenger RNA, 5201 nt
Organism: Anolis carolinensis (green anole)
Lineage: Eukaryota; Metazoa; Chordata; Lepidosauria; Squamata; Anolidae
Gene: eif2b5
Product: eukaryotic translation initiation factor 2B subunit epsilon
Exons: 16
Coding region: 75-2195 (706 amino acids)
Cellular component (GO): eukaryotic translation initiation factor 2B complex
Molecular function (GO): guanyl-nucleotide exchange factor activity; translation initiation factor binding; translation initiation factor activity
Source: RefSeq, a predicted model, not a curated record
AGUGUUUUGUCCCAUCCGGGGCGCCGUCUCCGGAAGCGGAAUCCAGGGACCCAAGCGAGGGCUGGUGAGGCGCGAUGGCGGCCCGCGGAGCCUCCGGGAAGCGUGGCGGGCCUCGAGGCGGGGCGGGAGGCCAGGAGGAGGCGCCCCCGCCGCUGCAGGCCGUGCUGGUGGCCGACAGCUUCAACCGGCGCUUCUUCCCCGUCUCCAAGGACCGCCCGCGGGCUUUGAUUCCCCUGGCAAAUGUGGCCAUGAUUGACUACACGCUAGAAUUCCUCACUGCAACUGGUGUGGAGGAAACCUUUGUCUUUUGCUGCUGGAAGUCUGCAGAGAUCAAGGACCAUAUACUGAAAUCAAAGUGGUGCCGUUCAAACUCUCCAAACACGGUGCGGUUUGUGACUUCAGAUCUUUAUCGCUCACUUGGUGAUGUGCUGAGGGAUGUGGAUGCCAAGUCACUUGUCCGUUCGGACUUCAUUCUUGUCUCUGGAGAUGUUGUGUCCAAUAUUAAUGUUUCCACAGCUUUACAGGAACACAGGUUACGACGUAAGCUGGAGAAGAACGUGUCUGUGAUGACCAUGAUCUUCAAAGAGUGCUCUCCAGGUCAUCGAGCUAGGUGCCAAGAGGACGAUAUUAUCAUUGCCAUGGACAGUGCCACCAAACGAGUGCUGCACUACCAGAAAACCCGAGGACUGAAACGCUUCCGGUUUCCCAUGAGUUUGUUCCAGCGUAAUAUUGAAGAAGUCCAAGUACGGCAUGAUUUGUUGGACUGUCAGAUUAGCAUAUGUUCCCCACAGGUGGCUGAGCUGUUUACAGAUAACUUUGAUUAUCAAACUCGAGAUGACUUUGUACGUGGCCUUUUGGUGAAUGAAGAAGUCCUGGGCAACCAGAUCCAUAUGCAUGCAACAUCAGAAGAGUAUGGUGUCCCUGUAUCCAACUUGCUGAUGUACGAAUCCGUGUCCUCUGACAUCCUCCAACGCUGGGUGUAUCCAAUGGCUCCCGAGAUGAACAUCACUGGCGACGAGAAGCAGAGCUGCACCCAUUCCCGGCACAACAUCUACCGGGGGGCGGAGGUGAGCCUGGGCCAUGGCAGCGUGCUUGAAGAGAAUGUCCUCAUCGGGCAGGGAACCUCUGUGGGCAGAAACUGCUCCAUAUCCAACAGUGUCAUUGGCCCCAACUGCAAUAUAGGUGAUGACGUUUUUCUGGACAGGGCGUUCUUGUGGAAUGGGGUGAGUGUGGCAGACGGUGUGAAAAUCCAGCAGUCAAUUGUCUGCGAUGAAGCUGUAGUGAAGAAAGGCGUGACACUAAACCCUCACUGUGUCCUCACUUCCCAGGUGGUGGUGGGUCCUGAUAUAACCCUUCCAGAAGGCACUGUUAUCUCCCUCCAUCCUACAGAUGAGGUGGAGGAUGAUGAUGACCAGUUCAGCGAUGAUUCUGGUGUGAACAGAGAAGAGAGCAAGGCGAAGCAAAAAGGUUACAACAUUGCAGAAGUCGGUUCAGAAGGCAGAGGUUACCUUUGGAAAGCUGACAGUGAGAAUGAUGUGGACCGAGAGGAGCAAACACAGAGCCUUUGGGGUCCCAUUUUAAGUGCUGAAGAAGAAAGUGAGUCAGAAAGCAACAUGAGUGAGGGGUCUGAGCAGCCAGACAGUCGGACGGCUUCCCCCCAGUUGGAUGACAUCAAAGUUUUCCAGAAUGAGGUGCUGGGGACCCUGCAGAGAGGUGAAGAGGAAAACAUCUCUUGUGAUAACCUGGUUUUGGAGAUUAACUCUCUUAAAUAUGCCUAUAAUAUUGGCUUGAAAGAGGUGAUGGAGGUGCUGAGCAAAGUGGUCCUAGAAUUCCCCCUGCAGCAAAUGAAUGCAGAAAAGGAUCCCAAGCGCUAUUGCGUGCUGAUAGUCCCGUUACUGAAGAAUUGGGCUCCAGUCUUCAAGAAUUACAUAAAGCGGGCCACCGAUCACUUGGAUGCCUUGCAUGCCAUUGAAGAGUUCUUCUUGGAACAUGAGAGCCUGCGUGUGUCCAUGGCUGAAGUGCUGAUGACAUUCUACCAGCUGGAAAUUUUAGCAGAAGAAAUGAUUCUCACCUGGUUUUCUCAACGGGACACAUCGGAUAAAGGCAGGCAGCUUCGUAAAAACCAGCGGCUUCAGAAGUUUAUCCAGUGGCUGAAGGAGGCAGAAGAGGAGUCAUCCGAAGGAGAGGAAAACUGACUUGUCAGCCCCAGUCAGAAAGAGAUGCCCUGCUCCCAGCUUCCGAGGGGAAGAAGGGCCUCGGCCUCAGGCUUUGCCUGAUGAGGUGCUGGAGCCAGAGCAAGACCGGGUGCAUGACGUGUGCGUGUGGGACCUGUGAACCCAAGUUGACUGACAAUCCCCUUGUUAUUUAUCUCUAUACAUAGCAUCUAUCCCUGGAAAGGCACUUCAUGCAGGACAUGCUUGAAUGACUGGUCAGAAAAGCCAGAGACCUGUGUAAUUUUUAAAGAUCUGUCUGAGAUUCUGUAUAUGCACAUGCACACACAGUCCCACACACAGAGAGAGACAUAUUAAACUGUGGGCGUAUAUAUUGUCGGGAUGGAGAGACAGAGAGCGUGGGAGCAAUCCACUGGAGCAGAAGGCUCGCAACAGAUGUAUUUGGUGAUGUGGAAAUCCCAGGCCAGCCUCAGAUGGGAGUCACUUCUGUGUUGUGUAAAAGAGGUUCCAUGAAACCAAAACUAGCCAAAGCCUUGAUGUUCCUGGUGUGCUGCAUGUACAGGUAAAAUCCCAUUCUUUGAUUGAGGGGUCAGCUGAUAAUGCUGGAGACACAUAAACAGAGCUCAGAAUAUGAGAAGGUGCUUUUAAUGAAGGCAGCGUUAAUUGAUAUCAAGUAAUUCAGCCACAAAGAGUGUUUGGGAGAAGCAACUUUUCCUGAAGGGAAAAGGUUUGUGCCUGCAGGAAAAUUAGCUUCUGUUUUGGCUGGAAUGGUGCGGGAGCCUUUGCCAAAACCACAGAGCCUUUUCUGUUUCACUUCUAUCUGUACAACAUGGGGAAAGUGUUCACCUACCUCACAAGGAGUUUGCAAGUGCAAUGAGUAGGCAUUCUUGUGCUCCUCGCAGAGGGAGCCCUUUGUUGGUGUCCAUCCUCCCUGCUGAUAGUUUUGAUUCUCUGAUCUGGAAGGGCAGGUUCGUUUCACCCAUCCUGCGGAAGGAGGAAUGGAUAUUCAAGAAGGUGCCGGGUUCUAUCUGCUGCAACUGCUGCUAAGUAGGUUUAUCACUUCAUAACCCUUUCCGAGUUCCUUGGUGACCACAGUGACACAACGUAGAUGCAAGCUAGCUUAGUCCCAUAGCACUUCCUGAUAGUUCUGUAAAUUAUUUCUGAUCAGACAUUCUGUUUUCUCAGGACUUCUCUAGCUCUGGGUUUGGCGUUAAAGGAUGUGGUUACUUCCCCUUGGCAUUAAGGGAUUUGGUCAUAUGUUCUCUCCCUCUAUUUCCUCCCUGCGCUCUUCUCAUUCUUGAUGAAGUGCUCAAACAGCCAUUUAAUGUGGAUUCCUGUUCAGCAUCCAGCAUUUUUUCUAGUGAAAACUGGGGAAAGGGUGAAAUACAGUGGGCAAUAACUUGGGUGGGGUUGUUAGCGCUGUUCUGUUGGUGUUGUCACUGUUCCUUCUGGGAAAGAAUCGCUGUAGCUGGAGAAAGGAGAACACUGGCAAGCAGUUAUAGUUGUUGGACCUGUUGUGCUGUUAGGCCACAUUUGCUCCUCUAAGGGUCUGGAAAACACAGUCUGUCAGGUGAGAAGAGCUUAGUUCACUGGCCAGUCAUAUUGGGUUUUUCUUGUCACCACAUCCUUUUGUAAACGUGGGAAAGAAGUGCUUUCCCCCCCUGUGCCUGCCAAUAUUUAAAUUUGGGAACAAUUAAACAUCUUUGGUAUAAAGAAUGGGCUGUCUGUUCUGUAAUAUGUUAAGUCUCAGCACCACUCUAGAAUGAGAAUCACAGAUAAGAAGGAUCUCUUAAAAUUAUAUUCCAUGUUAUUUAAGGAAUAUGGCCUUUUAUGCCUUUGCAGAUGCCCCCAAGUCAAUAUGUAUAUAUGUCAAAAGUUCCAUGCAUUUUGUUCAGUUUUUAAAAAAACAUUUUCAAACCAAACUAGUAAUGUGCGAAUGCUUGGAAAGUCCGCUGUUAGUACAGAGCUCAUAAACAUUCUGGAGACAUAAAUAAUGAUGACUUUUGCUUUCCAGGACAUACUUAAAAAUCACAUGGUUGUGGCAAACUUGCCUGUUUAAAACAGAGUUUGGGAUCUGAAUAUCUGCUGUAGUUUUGUGUUAUUCUUCUGAAAUGUCUUUUUAAAAAGUAUUUAUUCAAAAUGGAUUCUGGGAAGAUUUGUCAGGCAUUCUGACUGAAUUUUAUUUUCCAUAUUUUAUUAUUAGAGGCUGGGAUUUAGAGGGUUCGGCUUCUCUCUGUUUUAUGAUCAGAUGACAUAUUAGUUGCUUUGUUUGGGAAAAGUCAGGUUGGCUAAUUACAGCUUAGAAUGGAAAUGAAUCUUGGGAGGACCUCCGGUGUGAGGCAACAGGAUCUGUCAUGUGAUAUUAGCCAACUCUCCAUGUUUGUGAUGUAGUUGAAAUUGGUCCUGAUCUCAUGCCAAGACUUUGCCCUAACAAAUGUCCAGGCAAUCAGAUGCUGCUGAGAUCUGUGGUCACAACCCUGUACCUAUGAAGUAGGAUGGAGAUUUUCUUCUGCCACAUGACAGAUUUUUUAAAAAAUAAAUUGAAGGCGGUUUUUAUUUUCUUCCUGCUGCAUUGCGUUAGAUGUGCAGCAAGAAAUCUUGGAGCUAGAAAAGGAUUUCCUUGUUUUUAAAAUUUGUUUUAUCAUGAUAUUUGUCUGUAUUGACACUUAAUGUUUUUUUAAAAAGGGGAUUUAGAAAAAAAAUGCAAACUUGAAAAGCGAUCGUCUUUUGGACCUGGUGAAACAUGGUGGUCUGCUGCUAUGCUGACAUAUGCUGACAAAAAUACAUGUAAUUGUCAUGCCUUUCUCUUGAUAAUACUCAGGAAGACAGACACAGCAAAAUCUCUCACUUUCCCUUAAACAUAUCAACUAUCUUGAGAUAUAAAAUGUAGACAUGGAAAAAUAUCUCCACAUGUGUGUGAGAUUCAUUUUAAAGAUGGUUUAAAGGUGGGUUUGGUUUUUAAUUUGAGUACACGUUUGUUUUGGCUACAGCAGAGCAUGUCCUUCCUGGAUAAUAAAUAAUUCCUUGUUC